CACACAGACAAUACCCUAUACAACCCAUCGCCAUCAUGCUUGCUACACCGACCCUGUCCAACUUCGACAAACCCUCUCUUCCAUCCUCGGAGGGAGGUGAUCCCGCCCUUGCAGCUCGCUUGCAACCACUGUAUUCGAGGUUUCUCACGGAUCUUGAUCUACAGCCGGAAUAUAGACGUCACGAAAGCGAGAAGCUUAUGGAGGAGGUGCUCAAAUUUGCGAAGAGUACUGGUGUACCUCAUGAUCUCAACUCCCAUUCCUAUCAAAGUCUCAUGGUUGGAUACACAUACGCCGAUAACUGCCUCCCAUAUCAUGACAUUGAAGUCAAGGUUUAUGUAGCCAUCUACACAUGGCUGGCAACUAUUUGCGAUGACGCCGAGGCACUAGGCAUCAUUGAUGAUGUUCAAUUGUUCGAACAACGCUUUAUUCUCGGAGAGGAACAGCCUACGGUCCUCCUCAGGGCUUUUGCCGACCAACUCAAACUCACCUAUAAGCUGUACCACCCCCUUGUUGCGAAUCUGAUUCUUUGCUCCUCUCUGAAUCUGCUCACUUCUACAUCCCUUGUGGCUCGCAAGGGUAUUAAAGAAAAGGGUGAUCAUCCAUCAAAGGGAGGCAACUACUUCGCCUGGUAUAUCCGGGAACGGGAUGGCGUCGGUGAAGCCUAUUCCUGGUUCACUUUCCCCAAACGACAAUUCCCCAACCUGGACAUUCCUAUCGAAGCUAUUGAAGAUAUGACACGAUUCAUUGCCUAUCUCAAUGAUGUUUUAUCGUUUUACAAAGAGUCCCUGGCUGGCGAGACACACAACUACAUCAACCAUACGGCUGCGUAUGAGGGUGUUGAUUCGGAUGCUGCGCUUCAUAAAACUGCUCAAGACACCAUAGACUGUGCCCGCCGCAUUGAGAGUGUUCUCGCAGGCAAGGGCGAGUAUGAGAAAGCGUGGCGACUUCAUGCAUCCGGAUACCUCCAAAUGCACGUCCAGAGAGGUCGUUACAGGCUUAUAGAGGUGGGCGUUGGUGAUGCGCCAGAUGUGCAUGAAGUCAUCAAGAAGAUUUGAAGGCUAUGACAAACCAGAUCUGAGUAACAUACUAAUCACAUUAGUUGAGCGAGGAGACAAAAGCAGGGGGAGAAGGAGGAGAGUUUCAUUAUAUCAUGGUAGGAUCAGGGGCCAAAUUUGAGUGGGAGAUGAUGUAUUGGUACUUGUAGCCAGCUGUUACUUGCUCUUGGUCCGGAGUCAAGAUACCUGAACUACCUAGCUGGCUUCAUUUAGCAUAUUAUAUUGAGUCCCAUUGCUUC
Molecule: messenger RNA, 1294 nt
Organism: Fusarium graminearum PH-1
Lineage: Eukaryota; Fungi; Ascomycota; Sordariomycetes; Hypocreales; Nectriaceae
Exons: 4
Coding region: 36-1055 (339 amino acids)
Molecular function (GO): carbon-oxygen lyase activity, acting on phosphates
Source: RefSeq, a predicted model, not a curated record